GCCCUUCUUUUCCUCCCCACCCCCUUAGGAAGUAAAGUAGUUCUCCCUUCCUCUUUAUCUCUUUUCCCCUCGUUCUUCUGAUUUUUUUUUUUUUUUGUACUCCAUCAUCCACCUCCUCUCCCCCCCCCUCUCCACCCCAAGGAAACCCCUUUACAAGAAGAAGGACACGAUAACCUAUUUGGGAGAGGCAGCAAUCAUGAAUCCCUCCAGCUUCCAAAAGCAAGGAGGACAAACCCUCAUAUAAAUGGAGGGCACUAUUUUAUAAAAUAUAUUGUUUUUUAUAUGAUUUUUUUAAUGGACCGGAUGAUCUCCAAAUGCAACAGUGAAACCUACAGCUUUGCAGGGGAGGUAGCUGUAUCCGGUUGGGUGGCAGGCGUAUCCAGGUGGUACCAUGAAGUACUCUGUGCCCCUGGAGAGCCAGAGACUGUCCUUUCUUAUAGAAAGGGCAGUCUCUAGAGAAGCCCAGAUGUGGAAGGUGUACGUGCACAAGACCCCAACCAACCAGGAUACAGCUGUUUCUCCACACCAGCGGGAUGAAGUGAUCCAGUGGUUGGCCGAAGUGAAGCACCAGUUCCAUGUUUAUCCAGAAACCCUUGCUCUGGCCAUCAGUAUUUUGGAUCGUUUUUUAGCCUCUGUAAAGGCCCAUCCAAAAUACUUGCGGUGCAUUGCAAUCAGCUGUUUCUUCCUUGCUAGCAAGACCAUUGAAGAGGAUGAGACUAUUCCUGUCCUCAAGGUCUUGACUCAGGGAAGUUCCUGUGGCUGCUCUCCGGCUGAGGUACUUCGGAUGGAGAGGAUUAUUCUGGACAAACUGAACUGGGACCUCCACACGGCUACACCUUUGGAUUUCCUUCACAUUUUCCAUGCCAUGGCAAUGACCACCAGCCCUCAGUUGUUAGACAGGAUGCCAGAGAUAAACUCAUCGCAACAUGUGGCUCUGCUAGCCCACCAGCUUCUUCAAUGUGUUGCCUCUCACCAACUCCUGCAGUUCAAGGGCUCAAUGCUGGCACUGGCUGUCCUCAGCCUAAACAUGGAAAACCUGGUUCCUGAUUGGCUCGCUCUUACCAUCAAGUUGCUUCAGUCUGCACAGAUGGAUAGCUCCCAGCUGUUCCUCUGUCGGGAAGAGGCAGCACGGCACCUUUCACCUCUGCAGGCUUCCUUGCCUCCCAACGCUGUAUACGUCUACAGUCCUCUCAAGCAGACACUGGUGACCUGCAACAGAGGAGCGUACCAAUUCCGUCCCUCCCCUGUCCCAGGCCCAGUAGUCCACAGCCAGGGCAAAAGCAAACCAGGAGCUAUUAUGAAGGGAACAGCUUUCUUCUACCAGCGGCUGGCAGCUCCAGCUGCCUGCAAGCAUGCCUCCACCAAGCGAAAAGUGGAGCAGAUGGAAGUUGACGACUUCUAUGAUGGGAUCAAGAGGCUGUACAAUGAAGAUAGCACCAUAGAGGCUGGGAGCGUGGAGAUCGCUGCAUGCAGUAGUGGCCUGUCUAGGCAAGAGGGCAGCAUAUCCCCAUGUCCCCAGUUACAAGCAGUGUCUGUCAUGUAAUAUCAUCACUUCAUGUUGCAAGACCGCAUGCUAGAUAAGAUUCCUAUUGACACCUUCAAAUGUUGGUGGGGGUUCAUCUUCCAGUGCAGUGCAUUGGAGCCUCCAAAGCAGGAAUGGUGCUCAAAUGCUAAAUGCCAUGCCCUACCAGUUCUGGACAGGGGUCUACUAGCCCUGCCUGAUUUCUCAUGCUGCCGAUUCUUGUUCCAUCUGUCAUUUAAAUAAAAAAUAAAAAAAUUAAAACAUAAGACAAAAAGUAAAAAAUAAUCAAAACGCCCAAAAAACAACAAAAUUGUAGCAAAAUUGUUUAACUUUACUAGUGUUGUCAGUUCCACUGUGUUUUGCUGGUGUAUCUGCUGUAUUUUGUGCACCUUGACAUUUCUUGUGCGAGUCUGUUCUAUCUUGUGUUCUACAGUUGUCCUUGAGUAUUCGCUCUUAUCUUGGUCAAUGCUUUCAGUUUUCCUCUGCUUUCUUGGGAAAACUGACCUUACUUUAAAUAUUUUCCAUUCCUUUAAAAUUAACAGACAAAAUGAUAACAAUACAAAGUUAAAUAGAGUUGUUUAAUUGUAAUGCCAUGUUUAAGCCUCUCAGCUUUUUAAUUAUGUGGGUUUUAAUGAUGCCUACUGUACAAAUUAGAGGUGCUUGUGAGAAUUCAGUUUAAUUAGUUCUAGAUUUCACCUCUAUGCUUGUACUCUGUAGCAGUGGACCUUGCAGUGCAGUCAUUGCUCUACUGGUUGUAGGCUUGGUGAUGUGUAUUUUUGCAGAGUCCCUAUGACGUGGUAUCACUCGUAGAUCUGCACCCACUAUUUUAAUUCCAUUCAAACAAUAGAAAAAUUAAAUAAAAUUCACUUUUAUUUGUAGUUUUAAGAAUGCAUCAUGCUAGACUAUGGUUGGUUUUUGAAGGAUGUUAGAAUAUCUAUUCCAUAAACAUCGGAAUUUCCUUGUUUUUCACUGGGACGGUGUUAACUAGAGUAUAUUAACUUUAGAAGUGUUUAAAUGGUUAGCAAUACCUCUUCUUUGUCCCAGCAUGCCUAUUUAUUUUGUCUGUUAACCUGUAUUUUUCAUGACAACCUACCUUAGAGAUCACUGCUCAGUCUGGGGCAGGCAUGGCCGAUGGAAUCUUUACUGGUUGCAAUAAAACAUUGCCCUUA
This is a messenger RNA of Pseudophryne corroboree (corroboree frog), 2691 nucleotides long. RefSeq names its product cyclin I (gene CCNI). Gene Ontology annotation, cellular component: cytoplasm; nucleus; cyclin-dependent protein kinase holoenzyme complex. Gene Ontology annotation, molecular function: cyclin-dependent protein serine/threonine kinase regulator activity. Lineage: Eukaryota; Metazoa; Chordata; Amphibia; Anura; Myobatrachidae. Gene Ontology annotation, biological process: mitotic cell cycle phase transition; regulation of cyclin-dependent protein serine/threonine kinase activity. Bases 392 to 1543 code for a protein of 383 amino acids. The transcript has 7 exons. The record is from RefSeq and is a predicted model, not a curated record.